Molecule: messenger RNA, 1812 nt
Organism: Triplophysa dalaica
Lineage: Eukaryota; Metazoa; Chordata; Actinopteri; Cypriniformes; Nemacheilidae
Gene: fam167aa
Product: family with sequence similarity 167 member Aa
Exons: 3
Coding region: 209-805 (198 amino acids)
Source: RefSeq, a predicted model, not a curated record
AGCUGGAUACAGAGCCGUUGUGGCUAGAAGGGAUACAUAUACGGCCGGAAGUGAUGCAAGAUCUCGCCAUAGAUUUACAAUGAACUACAAUAGCCAACGCCUACAGCUGCCCUAACCAUACAAUAACACAUAAAUAAUGGCGCUACAUAGAAAAAAUUGGUAAUCUGAUGUUUCAUUCAACGUCUGAAAGUUUUUCUUCGACUCCUCAAUGGAGCCACUGGCAGCCAACACCUUGGAAAACCCAGAAUGCAUUGCAGCAUUUAAGGACGAUCACCUCUCCAGUCUGAAGUCGUUGACCGAGAAGCUCAAACUUGAGACCGAAAAGUCAUCUCAUCUUGACUGGAGAGCCCAGCUGGAGGCCAUGCUGACCACCAGCCACAACAGCUCAUCCAGUGAAGCAGAGAAACACGCACGCUCACAUCCUUUAAGAUGCUUAAAACCGUCAAUGAACUCUGGUGUGUUUAAUGAAGUUAGACAGCCCGCAGGGGGCAUGAUGGGAUUUAAAAGUAUAGAUCAAGCGCUGGAGUGGCUCAGAAAAGAGCUGGCAGAGAUGCGUUUGCAGGACCAGCAGCUGGCGCUUCAUCUAAUGCGACUGCGCAGCAACAUCAACAAUCUGAGAAUCGUGCAGACAUGCAACCAGCAUUGCAUUAUGUUGAACGAUGUCACGUUCGAGCUUGAGGCGCGAGAUGAUAUGUCGGGUUUGUGUGACGUCCCUGUGUCUCCUGGAUUAGGCCUCUCCACGCCACUCAAGGUCAUCGGAGUAACAAAGAUGAACAUUCAUUCUCGACGUUUCUCUCUGUGUUAGCAACCGUGUGUGUUUAUACUGCAUGUUUUAUAUUCAAUCUGGGAUUUAUCUUCCCAUGAGAUGAAGAUCACAACUCAUUGUACUCGUGUACUGUGACGUAUUUUAGAGUUAACAGGAUAUGUAGCAUUUAAAAAGAACAAGGCAGGGUCUUGGGUUCAUUUUUCUGUAAUUGAUGGAUGGUAAAAAGUGUCUUUGUGGCAGGUGGCACUAUGACAAGACGGCUUGGUGGCUUCAGCUGUAACGGAAAGGCGUUACACAGGUUGAGCGAGUUAUUCCAUUUUGAUGAACGAUUUCAAUAACACUCUUUCUAUGGAAUGAAUUUCUCAAAGUGAGACCAGGAAACUACGAAGAAAAUAGAAUCAACAUGUUACAUGAAAUCUUAAUGUAAUGUCUUUGCCAUGAUUUUGUUAUUUCCCUUUUAACACUUCCAACGCUUUGGAACAGCAACAUUUCCUGAAGUGUGAAGAUCCCACAACAGAUCUGCUGAAUGAAGCUUCUAGUACAGAGAUACUGAUCAGAGAGUCACGCAGACACCACACUGUGCGCUUGAGAGAAGACACACGGGAUGGGCAUGAAACUCUUUUUUAUAAAAAAUGUCCAUCCGAGACGUUGCAGAAUGAAAUUCAGAUGGUUAACAUUGCAAAAAAGAUUAUGAACCAUCCGCAUUUUUCCAUUAAAAUCAUCACAAAUUUCAUUUUGGAGAUGUCUUAUUCCAGUAAGAUUUAAUGGUGCUCUAUUGGUUCUCAUAGUUAACAAUAAAUCCAUCACAAUUUCUGUGUAGAAAUUCAAAAAACAUUUUUUACAACAAGACGACAAAACAAGGUUUAAGAAAAAUAUGUACAGAUGUGCAUUUAGCCGAACACAAUCUACAGAAGUGUAUAUACAAAGGUUUUUAGUUUAAAUGUUUGUAACAUGUUUGCUAUAUGUUGUAUUUUUAAGAAGACUAAGCAACAGGUUUUUUCUACAGAAGAAUAAUGUUUUUUAUUCUAAUCAUUUGAUUUUAUAGA